Epinephelus moara (kelp grouper) is the source of this 4935-nucleotide messenger RNA. It is a transcript of the gene sorbs3, whose product is annotated as sorbin and SH3 domain containing 3. The transcript is spliced from 21 exons. The record is from RefSeq and is a predicted model, not a curated record. Gene Ontology annotation, molecular function: protein binding. NCBI's taxonomy places the organism in Eukaryota, Metazoa, Chordata, Actinopteri, Perciformes, Serranidae. Bases 1404 to 3566 code for a protein of 720 amino acids.
GGAAAUCCCACCACAAUCACAAUCAAUGUGAUCUGACAGCAUUAAAAAUCAAAGAGAAAAUCAUUCUACUGUAUAGAAACAUACUAUUUUACACUCUGUAUUCAGGUAAUAGAAACAUUUAGUGACUCGCUGUUGUUUUGAUAGAGAUUGUUUUGCAGAUAUAAUUUACAAGAAUGGCAUGAAAAGGAAUUUAUUGUAUAAGACCAAAUGCCUUUUUGUGCGGGAGGUCACACGGAUGUGGUCCAUGAUACCUAUCAUGAACUAUGAACAGACAUGCCAAAGACUUUGCAUAAAUGUUUGCGUAACCAAUUGUUAAUAUGUGUCAGACAGCCUUAAAAACAAAAUUACUUCAUUUAUCAUUUAUUUCAAUAUGAUGACAUUGUAUAUUUUCUUUAUAUAUGUAUAUUUUCUACAUGCAUUUAUGCAGUUAUUGUGAUAUGUAGUGAUAAUAUGUCUGUGAUAAACCUAAUUUCUUGCCAAUCAAGAUUUUUCAGUUUGAAUUGGGGAAGAAAUCAUGUUUUAAUUUUGUGUUUUAUGAGAUUUGAGAGUGCUUUGGCACCAUUUGUACAGCCUGAUGGUUGCAUGUUUGUGAUUCUGGCGACAUCUGUCUGUAUUCUGUAUUUAAAAAAUAAACUUUACACAGUUCCUCUCAGGCCCACUGAGAGGCAGUGUGACACUGCUUAUCAUGUGAAGUCUGAUGCAAAACAAAGUCUGUGAAAGUGAAAUAAGCGAUAUUUUUGGCAAAGUGCAUCUUGUUCACUGAGUGGUGGAACAUUUCUUUGUUGCAGGCAAUGGAUUCUAAUUUUGACAUACAAACAAACAGCAUCACUGAUUCAUUUACUUACAAUAUAGAUACAUUAUCAGAGCAGUGAUGGAAUAAAAGUUGCAGUUAUUAGUAGUUUCUUCCCAUGUCUGUUAUGGCUUGUUUCUCAUCUGGACUAUGAUUCCACUGACAGCAAUACAAAGUCUCACUGGGGAGGGUGACGUGGUCGACUCCUGGCUCUAAUGUGAAGAUGGACUCCAGAGAAAGAGAGGUGGUGUGACCUUUGGUUGCUGAUCUCGCAGCCAACCUGUUAAAUAUUUAUCUUGGAUGGCAGAGCUGAGACUUGCUUCUGGACUCAGAGUGCAGGAAUCCAGCAGGCGUCUGCAGACUGAUAUCUCAGGACAAGGAAACAUGGGAGUGGGAGCAGACAGAUAAACCUCUCAGGAGCUUAAUAGAAGCUUUGCACUUACUCUGUAGUUUCAAAAGCACAGCUGAUCUGUUGACGGCACCGUGGACUUAAAAAGGGAAAGCAGUAGCACUACUUCUCUUGGCUUUGAUGCAAGGCUUUCCUCAUACUGGAUACUUUUGAUGCUGGGCACAAGACUUUCAUAUCUGUCACGCAAGGACCAUAACAGAUCACAUGCAGUCUCAGCAACUUCAGGAAGUGGCUGGAGAUCCCAAUGGCUCCCGGGUUGUCCUGUCCAGGGAGCCUGGAGUUUCCUCAGGUCAGCAGAUCCUAACGUCUCCAGAGCUGACCCAUGAGGUGGUGAUCUCCCCCGGACUCCCCACGCCUCCUCUGAGCCCUUUUCGCUCCUCAAGGCAGCCAUUUGGAGAGGUCAAGGUUUCAGAGGUGAAUGGGGGUGGACCAACAACUCUCAGCUUUGGAUCUUACUAUGGCCCCUCUCAAUCACAUGGUGGGCUUUCCAAUGGCGUCCAGGGCUCUGCCACUUUACCACGCAGCUGGACCCCCACCAGGGAGGAGAGGCUCAUCAAGUUCUCAGGAAUCGGUCCUGUGGAUGAAACUGGGAUGCCCAUUGCCUCCAGAUCAAGCGUGAACAAGCCCAGAGACUGGUACAAGAGCAUGUUCAGACAGAUUCACAAGAAGCCAGAGGAACCUGAGCUGGAGGAUUCAGAGCGAUGGUCAGCUGAACGGUUCCAGUUAUCUGCCGACACAGAAGAAAGCAAUGAAGCAGACAAGAAUCUCUUCAGACUAACACCCUAUGGAGCUCUACCAGACUGGAGCGAGGAUGUAGAUAAGCUGUCAGACCCGGGAAAGCAGCACCCUCAACCAAGAAGCAUAUUCGACUUUGAGCCUGGAAAGAGCAGCACCUCAGAAAGCCGCAGCCAGGUUCAUGUAUCCCCGAGGAAACAACUUGAGACACCAAAGUCCCCUUCUAUUGAGGCCAGUCUGGUCUCUGAACUGAGUCGGUUUGAGGCUGAGCUGGACUCGGAGAUCCAGGGCCUGGAGAGGAGACUUUCCCAGAAGAAGCAGCGUCGAGGCCGGGGUGAGGAGGCCAGAGCCAGGGAUCCGGUAACUGCUCCAAAGACUGGGACUACCAACUACAGCAAUUUAUCAGCAGCAAAGCAGCCUGUCCAUCGCUCUACUGGCACACCACUGUCCUCUGCUCCCACAUACGUAGAACGUCUUUCCCCUGCAAAUGAAACCAUGGAGCUCCCACCUAAGAAAGAGGAGAAAAAGAUGAAAGCAGCGCGAGCCAAAUUCAAUUUCCAGGCUCAGUCACCCAAGGAGCUCAUGCUGCAGAAAGGCGACAUCGUUUACAUCCACAGGCAGGUAGAUGCCAACUGGUUUGAAGGAGAACAUCAUGGAAGAGCUGGUAUUUUCCCCACAUCUUAUGUGGAGAUCCUGCCUCCUACGGAGAAGCCCACACCUAUAAAGUCUCCCACUAUACAGGUGUUGGACUAUGGGGAAGCUGUGGCUCUGUUUAACUUCAACGCUGACCUGCCUGUUGAGCUUUCUUUUCGUAAAGGUGAAGUGAUCGAUAUAACCAGGCGUGUUGACGAUAAAUGGUUAGAGGGGAGGAUCUCAGGGACCAGCCGGAGCGGCAUCUUCCCAGCCAAUUACGUCCAGGUCAACAAGAUGCCCCGCACCAAACUCUCCACUGACGACUUCUCACCGGGCCCCAUGUCACCCGUCUCUCCUGGGCCCCAGAGUCCAGGGCGUCCACUCCACUCACCCUGCCCGCGGUCACCCUUAUCCCCUUUCACCCCCUCUUCCCUCAGCCCCAAACCCGAGCACUCCCCCCUGAAGCCGUCUACACCUGUACCUUACGGCAGCCCAGCUUCACAGUCACGCUCCCCCACCCAGUCACCUGUAUCCAAAGAAAUGGCCAAUAGGUGGCCCUCCAAAACUGCGUCACCCACCAACUUGAACAGCCACUGGGCCGGGACACAGUCAGCCACCCAGAGCUCCGCAGCUAAAGCUGUUUCACCAUCCACUCAGUCGUCAGCAUCCGUACACAGAACAGGAGCAACCACAGCGAACACUCCCAGAUACACUGACCCCCCACAGAGUCUGAUACCAAACCAGGCUGCUCGGACUCAUCCACACGUUAACUCGCUGCCGCCAACACGAGUGCCAAACAACCCUAAUUCAUCAGUGGUGCAACGCCAACCAUAUAAAGCUGUUUACAACUAUAAACCACAGAAUUCAGAUGAGUUGGAGCUGAGAGAAGGAGACAUUGUACAAGUGAUGGAGAAAUGUGAUGAUGGAUGGUUUGUAGGUACGUCAGAACGGACUCGUGCUUUUGGGACUUUUCCUGGGAAUUAUGUGGCACCUCUUUGACCUCCUCACUUCCCGCUUGCCUACAUCCACCUGGACUCUUAAGAGCCCAGACAGUUACUCACUCAGCUCUAUCCAGCAGUUCCUGCUUUGACACCCCAGCAUUUCUUUAUCCUAUUACCCCACCACACUCCAUAUGUCAGACCUGCACGUUCAGUCUGUUCCCCAGAACAGAGGUGAAUGCAGGGACAUUGAGUGGUUUUUCACCUCACCUCCCUGCAUGAGUGCAUGUGUGUGUGUGUGUGUGUGUGUGUUCCACUGAGACUUGCAGAGUGUUUUCACACACACCACUUGAGAGGAAAGAAUGAAUGCUGAUGAUACUGUUUCAGAUGCGAAGAAUGGACGUUUUUGUUCCACAACGAUUUGCAGCUGCAGGAAAUUUGCAUUCCUUCCCAGUGACCAGCACUGUUCCCUCUGAGGUCCUGAUACAGUAUGAUGCCGCAUUCAGCUUUUUGUCACCACAGUGCCAUCACAAACCACUGCUGAGUAUUUAUACAUGAGGACAGCACAUUUUUCAGACAUUGCGACGGACUAAUGUUUGCUUCAAAUAUCUUCCUCAGAUUUUCUUGCAGAUCUCUGAAAAUACCCUGGGGAAGAUUAAGGAAACAACACAAACAUCUGUAGAUGCGUGCUUAAAGAAAUGCACAGUGAGGGCUCGGACAUGUCAAGAGAAGUUUACAGCCUUUAGCAAGGCUAUGCAGAGGAGCAAAUAUAAUUAAUGCAUGUAAGCAAGUUGUUCAUUAGAAAGUAAUUGGCUUUUUGGAUGUUGCUCUCAAGCCAUGGAGUGGAAUGCCGAAUGUGAAAGUGAAGAGAUAGAUUCUGUGCUGUAAGAGAAGUUGCUUUGCUCUAAAAUAUAAUAUCAGACCUCUGUAAGUUGUACAAGAUCAGCUCUGUCGAAUAAGUUAAAUCUGGACAAUGCCUCCACAGCAAAUGGUUGAAUGAUCUUUUAAAGUGUUGGAUGUAAUGCUUUAUGUGCCAAAUCUUACAUUUCAUGACAUUUCUCUUUUAAAUUCUCCAUGAAACAAUCCCAGCUCACUUUAUUUCUGCUUUCAUGUUUUCUCUGCUUUCGGGGUUAACAUUUUCACUUUGACAGUAUUUCCAAAUCACUUAUAUUUGUACCAAUGCAACCAUUGACAGAUGUGACCUAAUUAGAAAUCCUUAACAUGAGGUCAUUUUGCAAUUUUAUAUGAGAUAUUCAUGAUUUCACUGUAAAAAAAAGAAUCAUAUUUAGUAGACACGGGAGAUGAUUGUACAGACUGUAACCUUUUAACAAAUUGAAAGUAUAAUAUAUAUUUGCUUAUAAAACAAUGUAUCUCAUGUAUGGUACGCAAUUUUUUUUAAAGCAAUUAAACAUUACAGAGUGAUACUGAGA